Molecule: messenger RNA, 747 nt
Organism: Guyanagaster necrorhizus
Lineage: Eukaryota; Fungi; Basidiomycota; Agaricomycetes; Agaricales; Physalacriaceae
Product: dienelactone hydrolase endo-1,3,1,4-beta-D-glucanase
Exons: 8
Coding region: 1-747 (248 amino acids)
Molecular function (GO): hydrolase activity
Source: RefSeq, a predicted model, not a curated record
AUGAGUCUCUGCAAGGACUGUAUCUCGGGCGUCAGCCACGAAGGUACUCCGACAGGCAAAAUCGAGCAAAUUGGCAGAGUGGAAUGCUACAUUGCUACUCCCAUUGGAGAGUACGCUAACAACAAAGUUAUUCUGUUCUUGCCAGAUGCUUUCGGGAUAACUCUUCCGAAUGCCCAGCUUCUUGCAGAUGAUUUCGCGAGAAACGGGUUUAAGAUUGUCAUGCCUGACUAUUUCAACAACGAUCCCGUACCUGCUGAUUUUUUGGAACCUGGUAGGACAUUCGACAUCGCAAAAUGGUUGGCUAACCAUUCUGCCGCCGAUACUCGUCCUGCAUUAGACAGGGUUAUCGCUGCAUUGAAAGAGUCUGGAAUAACAGAGUUCGGGGCCACUGGGUACUGCUUUGGAGGUCGGUAUGUCUUCGAUCUGGCCUUCGAAGGCGUGCUCAAAGCAGCCGUCGUAUCUCACCCAUCCCUUCUCAAGUUUCCUGAUGAUUUUGAGAGAUACGCCACUGCUGUGGAAGCGCCCCUGCUCAUCAAUAGCUGCACAUUCGACGAGAUGUUCCCAAAGGAAAUCCAUGAUAAAACCGACGAGUUAUUCGUCAAGUUCUCUCCGGGGUACAAGCGUGAAUACUGGGAGGGUUGUACACACGGCUUUGCUGUUCGUGGCGAUUUGAGCAAUCCCCAAGUCAAGGCGGGGAAAGAGGGAGCUUUCAAGGCUGCUGUCCAAUGGUUCCUGAGCCAUCUGUAG